CAACGUUGCUCAUUUUGGAAAACGCAAAGACAUGGAUAAGUUUAAAGAAACAUUGCAAUCCGGGAUCGAUAAAGCUCAAGCUGGAAUGGACCAGGUCCAAUCUGGAAUGAACAAGGUGAAGAGCUCCAUCAUGAAGGAAACUGACCAGCCGUCGUCGGACGCCCCAAGCUCCAUCAAGGAGAGUGCGCAGGGCUCGUAUGCAUCCGCCAAGGACAAGGCUUCGGAAGCCCACGAUGUCAUGAAGGACAAGGCGCAGCAGACGAAGGAGACGAUGGCGGACAAGACGGAGCAGGCGCAAGGUACGAUGAAGGACAAGGCGCAGCAGACGAAGGGGACAAUGGCGGACAAGACGGAGCAGGCGCAAGGUACCAUGAAGGACAAGGCGCAGCAGAUGAAGGGGUCAGCUGAGAGUGCGCAAGACACGCUCAAGGACAUGGGGGAAGCUGCCAAGCAAAAGGGCCAAGCCAUGUAUGAACGUCACGUGGGGGGCGGUUCCAGUUAAGUUUGGCAAGGCGUCGACGGGACUGACAGGGGUCUAACGCGAUGUGGAGAGGAGCUGGGUUAGAACAGUUUGUGAUAAGGCGACCAGCUUAAUGAAAACGCGUGUGCGCAAUCUGCGAAUAUUAUUCGCACACAAAUCC
Aphanomyces astaci is the source of this 641-nucleotide messenger RNA. RefSeq lists its product as hypothetical. NCBI's taxonomy places the organism in Eukaryota, Oomycota, Saprolegniomycetes, Saprolegniales, Verrucalvaceae. The record is from RefSeq and is a predicted model, not a curated record. Bases 32 to 502 code for a protein of 156 amino acids. The transcript has 3 exons.